CUGAUUGGUCAGUAGUUGGACAGGUGACUGGCUUUGUUCUCUCGGACUCCUCAGCGGGUUAGCCGCUCAGCGCCAGUUACCAUGGUGAUCUACGCCGGUAAGAAGAGAGGCAGCAAGACAGUCCACAGAGGUUCUGUCGCAUCGGUUCUGUCUCGCGGACAUGGACGGACACACUUGGUCCAGGCUGCUGCUGCUCGCCGCCCUGCUGAGCUCCGUUGCGGCCAAGAGUGUCCCGGUGUACGUGGUGGUCGGCGAGCCGCUGGUCCUGACGCCUUCCGGGUCCGGGCCCUUGAGCAGCAUCGUGUGGGAUCUGAACGGAAACCUGGUGGCCGAGUGGGUCAAGUCCGACCCGGCGGUCGAGUCCGACCUGGAAUUCUACAGGUCGUUUAAAGGACGCGCGAACCUGAACCUGGCGACCGGACAGCUGGUGAUCGAGAACACGACUGGAGCUGACUCAGGGCUUUUUAAAGUGACGAUCAACAAUGUGAAGCAGAGUCUGACUUACCAGGCCCAAGUGAUCAAGAGAGUGCCCGAGCCCGAGGUGCAGAUGAGAACCCUGACCUGUUCCCCCGACUCCAGCAGCUGCACCCUGACCUGCUCUGGAGACGCCACCGGGGCCGGGGCCGUCACCUACAGCUGGAGGAAGGGAACCGGACCGUGGGGGCCGGAGCAGAAGAGCCCGGACACCAUCCUCCAGAACGACAAGGAGGUGCAGGGUGUAAGAACGAUCUCCUGUCGGAUGACAAACCCAGUCGGCAUGGAGGAGAGCGAGCCCCUAGAGAACCUGUUCUACAAGGAUCCACCUCCUGGUCAUGUAGUCGGGAUGGUUCUUGGUGUCCUCUCCGGGAGUCUUGUGUCUGUUGGUGUUGGGGUUUGGAAGCGACAAGCCAUCAAGAGCUUGAUGUGCCCAAAUCCAGGAGGAAGUUAAAAAAUGCUCUGACAGAGGUGAGGUCCAGUUCUUCUGCUGCGGCUGUUGACUCAACCUCUCAACGCAGAGUGAAGUGAAGCUUCCUCACAGCCUUAGUCAGAUCCUCGUCCUCCGAUCCUCUUCAUACUUUAAUCCAAAACAAAACAGCGGCGUUGUGAGAACAGUAUGAAAUAACCAGAUAGAACUCCAGCUGCUUUCAGACAUGAACUGAAGUCCGGACAUUUUCCUAAAAUCUUCCGCAGGAUCUGUAUGUUCCAGAAAUGUUCCUGUAGGUGUGAACACGUCUGACUCGGACACGUCUGCCGCCGCGUUCGUCAUGUGUGAAAGGCAAACUGUCAUGUUCCGAAACCUCAUGUCUGAACACAGCUUCAGUAGAGCCAGACCUCUGAGCCUGGGACCCAGACAAAUUCUGGGAGCCCACUUAAAUUUGCUCUGCCAGAAUACGGUCUGGAACUCCGCCAUUGGGAAGUGAUUUCCCCUAACCCUAACCCUAACCCUAACCCAGAAAACUUGCGAUCAAUCACAACCCAUUAUCUGAUAAUGGCACGCGGAUGGAAGCGACUUCCAUCCGUUUUCUGCCGGGGGGGAAUUCACUUCCUGUUGUCCAGCAGAGGAAAUUGAGAUUUUCUUCAGACUGAACUUUCUGAUUGGAUGUUUUUUUUUUUACAGUCCUGCAACACAGCCACAGAGGGGGGAUUUAUUUUUCACAAUGUCAGCGCAUUUAAUUUAUUCACAUCGGCCACUCAGCAUCAGUCGCCAUGGUGAUGUACCCCGGAAAAAAGAGAACCGUCUUCGUCGGACGGGAAACCAGAGUUCAACCUGAAGUAACCACGAUGUGGUCGAAUUGUCCUUCCUAUCUACUAUUCCUUGACCUCAAGUUGAAAACGUAAUGAGGUCAAGGAGAGGUGUAAAGGAGGACUGAUAGGAAUUAGGAAAGAAUUAGCUCAGUCUCCCAGACAAGAUGGCGGCGCCAUUCGUUUCAACGGGAGUUGCUCACCCAGGAAAAGUUUUCUGACUUCAGUGCAACUUCCUGGACAUGGGCCGACGGAUUCUGCAGAGUAGCGUCUCUCCUGUCGUGCCUCUGGGUUAUGAGGAAGAGCGAACCGCGUUCUGGAUCUCGCUCUGCGCAUCCAUGAACGCCACAGGCGAUGCUACGCUACAUCCUGUGCUAGUGGCCUUCGCGGAUGUCUUACUCCAUGGAGAAUCUCCGAGAGAGACACCGUCUCCUCCUACAGUCACAUGACCUGUCAGGAGUUCAUUCACCAUGUACUUAUUUAUACUUUAUAUAUAUUCAUUCAUAGCGCAGCAUAUCAGAUGCAAUAUGUUGAUUUGAGCCAGUGAUACACUGAUAAGAAUUUUCGGAGCCUCUCUACUUUGAUCCUCCUCAGUUUUUUUGAUUUUACAUAUAUUCAUAAAUAUCUUUAUUUUGAAUAGUCACUGUCAAAGACCAAACUGUAUUGAAUAUAGUCAAAUAAAAAGCGCCACAUGUAGUUUGUCCAAUAGACUAGCUGAUUAGCAUGUUGCAUGUAUGUUUACUGUAUGUGGACUGCAGUAAAGCAAAUAUGACAAAAUAAAUGUAAUCUUUUGUGA
This is a messenger RNA of Scophthalmus maximus (turbot), 2518 nucleotides long. RefSeq lists its product as uncharacterized. The record is from RefSeq and is a predicted model, not a curated record. NCBI's taxonomy places the organism in Eukaryota, Metazoa, Chordata, Actinopteri, Pleuronectiformes, Scophthalmidae. The coding region runs from base 161 to 928 and encodes 255 amino acids. The transcript has 2 exons.